Molecule: messenger RNA, 1270 nt
Organism: Cinclus cinclus
Lineage: Eukaryota; Metazoa; Chordata; Aves; Passeriformes; Cinclidae
Gene: GPR137B
Product: G protein-coupled receptor 137B
Exons: 7
Coding region: 59-1216 (385 amino acids)
Biological process (GO): negative regulation of bone resorption; negative regulation of osteoclast differentiation; regulation of autophagy
Cellular component (GO): lysosomal membrane
Source: RefSeq, a predicted model, not a curated record
GAGGAGGAGGCAGCAGCGGCAGCCAAACUUAAAUAAUUCUGACGAUUCCCGAUAUCAAAUGGAGGCCCCUGAGUGGGACCCACUGAAAAAUGACACCCUUCCGCCGACCCUGACGCCAGCUGUCCCUCCGUAUGUGAAGCUGGGCCUGACCAUUGUAUAUACUAUUUUUUAUUCACUGUUGUUUGUGUUCAUCUACGUCCAGCUCUGGCUGGUCCUUCACUACAGGCACAAGAGGUUCAGUUACCAAACUGUCUUUCUGUUUCUGUGCCUGUUUUGGGCCUCUCUUAGGACAGUGCUCUUUUCAUUUUACUUCAAAGACUUUGUCACGGCAAAUUCUCUCAGCCCCUUCAUCUUCUGGCUUCUCUAUUGCUUCCCAGUCUGCCUCCAGUUUUUCACCCUGACCCUGAUGAAUCUUUACUUCACACAGGUGAUUUUCAAAGCUAAGUCAAAAUAUUCCCCAGAGCUACUGAAAUACAGGUUGCCCCUCUACCUGGCUUCUCUUUUCAUAAGUCUCCUCUUCCUCUUGGUGAAUUUAACAUGUGCAGUAUUGGUGAGGACACAGAAUUCAGAGAGAAAAAUCAUUGUCUCUGUCCGGGUGGCAAUUAAUGACACAUUGUUUGUGCUGUGUGCUGUUUCACUCUCCAUCUGCCUGUAUAAGAUCUCCAAGAUGUCUUUAGCCAACAUUUACUUGGAGUCCAAGGGCUCAUCUGUCUGUCAGGUGACAAGUAUAGGAGUGACUGUUAUACUACUUUAUACCUCACGAGCCUGUUACAACUUGUUCAUCUUAUCGUUUUCCCAAACCAAGAAAGUCAACUCUUUUGAUUACGAUUGGUACAACGUGUCAGAUCAGGCAGAUCUGAAAUGUCAGCUGGGAGAUGCAGGUUACAUAGUGUUUGGAGUGAUCCUUUUCAUCUGGGAGCUCUUGCCUACUUCCUUGGUUGUGUAUUUCUUCCGUGUCCGAAACCCUACAAAAGAUCUAGCCAACGCAGGAAUGGUCCCAAGCCACGGCUUCAGUCCCAGAUCUUACUUCUUUGACAACCCCCGCAGAUACGACAGUGAUGAUGAUCUAGCCUGGAAUAUUGCACCACAGGGGGCACAGGGCAGUUUCUCUCCAGACUACUAUGAUUGGAGCCAUCAGAACAACAGCUUCAUGGCUUACAUAGGAUCCCUCCAACAAGAUCCAGCACUGGACACAGACCGGCCAAGCCCUAUUUAACUUCAAUCAACUACAGCAUUCUAGGACAUUCCAACAUUAAAACCAAUGUUCUGA